UGUGCCGAGGACUGGAAGGGAUCAUUUCCAUGGACCAUCUGUCUCACUGGCUGCGCACACAACAAAGAAGGACCCAGGAUGGUGUUAGUACAUGUUGGAUAUCUGGUUCUGCCCGUCUUCGGCUCAGUUAGAAACAGAGUAUCGAGGCUGGCUCUACAUUCCGCAUUUCUCAGACCUUUGUCCCCCUCCAUUGUGUAGCUAACGAUCAUCUGCUGCUGUCUGCCGUAGCCUCUGCCUGUUCUCUGCAUCUAGCUGUAUUGUGAACCCCUUCUUCCUCAUUUCCUCUUUCCAUCUGAAGACGACAUUGGCAUUAAAACCGAGUUCCCACUCAUACCGUAUCCUUCUGUGUAACAGACUAAAGAAUAACACUUUCUGUAGAAAACAGUUUGUCUUUAUUUAAACUGUCAUGUUGCUCUUUAGUGAAUAACCCAUUGUAGCAUUAGACUUGACUACAGACUGUCAUUGUGAUUCUCCCAUUCAGUGUGGAUAGACUACAUUCUGCUGUAAAUUUCUGUAAAGUGGAUACAUUUUGAUCCUCCCCGAUUCGAUUACAGCCAAGCUUGAUCGAACUCUUUGAUUACUGUCUCCAUCCCCUAUUUGCAAAGGUGCAUUGUACCAGCUUUUGUUGUUGAUAAAGCACUUUAUUAUCAAUCAUCCUGUUAUCCUAACGCUCACUAAUUGGCCUGUGUCUGCAGCACUGAAAUCACAGUAAUUUCUGUGGUGUUAUUUUCACCUUUGAUGGUCCACUGCACCUGUUAAAGUGGCGUCCAAACGUCCGCUCAUAUUCCUAUCCAUGUGUCAAAGCCUUUGUUCCUGCUAGCUGAAUUGAUUUCGCAAUAAAUUGGCGAGACUCAGGUCUAACUCAUCUUGCCAUUUUGAAAAAACAACCCACUAUCAUGCACAGCCCCCUGUCAAAUCUUUCCUCCAGCACCUCCAGAAUGCUAUCCAUUUUACAGGGAUGUGUAUAUCCUGCACUGCUGUAGAACUCCUUUUUAGAAUCAAAAUGUCUUUUAUUCUUUGGUUGUGGUUUUCUACCUUAUGUUCUUGUAUUAGAUCCUAAUGCAUGGUCAUUUUAUACUUUUGUUUUUCCACAUUGAACAGCAGAUUCCAAUGUAAUCUUUGUGUAGAGAUGUCCCUGCUGUACUGAAAUGUGCUGUAAGCAUACACAUCUACUCAUUGGAUGCUGCUUCUGUUCUGUUAACCCUACAGAGAGCAUGGUCAGGCCUUGCCUUUGGUCUUUAUUUGCAUGGUAUUAUUAUGGUUAUGUAGGAUAUAUUACUCUUAUUAUUACUAUUAUCACACAGUGCCACACAUACUAAUAUUUUCCAAUAAAGACUGUAGUUUUCUUCCUAACCUUCAGUGUGCUUUUUGCUGAUUUCCAUGUGUUCCUCCCCUCCUCCCUCCACACUGUGCUGUCACUGAGACGGUCCCCUCACUCUAUAUGUGCUCUCAUUUCUCAGCUGUCUUUGACAGAGUUUCUUCAAGUUGCUGCUCUGCUGACUUUGGAGUAGGGAAAACCAAAUUCUCAAUUCAUUCAAAAAAAGGAGAAAAAAAAAGCAUGUUUAUGCAGAAACACCAGCAUUGAUAUCUCAUGUUAGAUGCUGUCAUUCUCUCCUAAUCCAUACACUAUCUAUACAACAAAACACAGCCUCACUCACAUCCACCCAUUGGUGUUCAUUGGUGUUGGAAUGAAACAUAAAAUCAUGGUUAUCAGUUUUCUGUAAAGUCAGUUGAGAAGAUUUUAACGGAAAAAGCAGCCAGAGAUGAAUAUCUGUUUUUUUUUGUUUUUUUUUAACUAACCCAGUAAAUUAAACACCUGACAAGUUAAGGUGCUUCAAGCCCAACACCCUUCUAAUACACUCAAACAUUACAAAGGGUUAUAUGCAAUGGUAUAAACAACAUGAAGCAUGAAUCGUCUGCAGGGAUAUCAUGUUAUUGCUCAGCCUUCCUUCCUUCAGUAUCUGCUGGUAUCUAAACCCAACAGACCUCUGAAGUCUCUGUUCAUUACAUAUACAUUAAACACGGCUGCACUCUUCUGCAGGCUGCACUAUGUGUUGUUAAAUUAUAUAUUAUUUGUUCUCUUUGUAACAGAUGAGAAGAUCAAUACCACUUUCAUAUGUGAGAAAAAUAGGAAGAUGCAGCCAGUUAGCAUAGCUUAUCACAGCAACUGGAAACAGGGAAAUAGCCGACUUGGUCCUACAGUAAAAAAAAAUGGCACCUAUCAGCAGUUUGAAAGUUCAUUAUUUAUCAUGUGAGAAACUAAAGUGUUAAAACGUCCAUCAGUGCUUUGUUAGCGGCAAAACUGCAACGCAUCAUUGUUACACUUCAGAUAUUGUGUGUGCAAAACAACAGAUAAUGUGUUAAUUAAUGAGCUUUAAUGGGGGCUGGUAGGUGUUAGAAAGAGCCAGGCUGACUGCUUCCAGUCUUUGUGUUAAGUUACAUCAAGUGUUACCUCUGUGUCUUUAUGUAACACUAAGCUAGUGGCCUCUUAUCAAGUCUGUCUUGUUAAUUAGCAGAACAGACCUUGACACAUUUAUAAAUAAACUCUUAAAUCACAAAGUGGCACGUUGCUGCUCGCAGUUUUAUAAAGUGAAAACAAACUGAUUCAUCGUCUAGUCGUGAAUUUGUAGCUUGUGACUUGCAGCAUAAAUAAACCCUAUCAGGCUCACAUUGCAAUACGAGUACAGAUAAGGUUUGUUAAACAUCAAGCAAUAGUGGAAAAAGGCAUAAAGGUCACAAUUUGUGUUAGUAAAUAAUAAUUCAGUUUAUGGUGUUAGCUAAUGGUAUUUAAUAACAACCACUGAAGGAUCGCGAUUGUGCUUUAUAAUCUGCUCUCCGCCUUGAAGAGUUGCUUACGCUUUGAAUACAACAUUAAAAGCUUCUUUUAGGAGUUUGAAAGUGGAACAGUUGGUCAAAGCAUGCAGCACACGCUGUGGUAUUUAGAAGCACAUUUUAAAUAUACGCUCGGAAAUUUAAACAGUUUCAAAGUCUGGGACUUGCUGCUGUCCCGUUCCGACCACUUGAGCCUUACAUCUGUUCGCAAUGUCUGAAAUAGUCGGGAGUUAUUUAUGUGCAGACACAAGGUGUGCCUGAGACGCAGCCAUGUGUGCUCGGCGAAUUUCUCCACCAAGCUCCAGCAACAGACUUUUAAAUAACUCAGCAGCUGUAAUGCAUAUGUUAUUCCACAGUAGCUGCACAGCCACAGGCCGGCGUUUAUGUCUUCCACCCGCCCUGUCCUUAUUUGACCAAUGCACAGAAGCAAGGUCAGUGCAAGCAUGUAGCACGCUGAGCCGUUUGGACGCAGGUUUUCGGUGCAGCUGCACGGCACAGAGGCUGAUUUCACCCAUCAACCACCCAACCUGAUGCCAGGGUUUAAAUCAGUGAUAUCAGCAGGUGUGGGGACGGUCGUGCGUCACAUGAUGGAGGACCACCGGACAGGAUUAUGUUAGAGAGGAGGUGUGAUUUGUAAAGCUGCAGUGAUGGAAGCCGAGGAGGGAGGGAGGGAGAGUUUUCAAUACCAGACUGCUGCAGUCGCAGGUGGGCGGGGCUUACAGGGCUGUCACUCACACUGGGACACCAUGCCGCAGCCACAGAGUGGGGGAGGGGCCGCCUGUGCAGCAGCUCAGGGGUGAGGAGAAGUGGAUGGGAUGGGUGGGUGGAUGGGUGCAUGGGUGGGGGUUCGCGCUGCACCAAUCAGGCAUUUUGUGUCGAAGCCCAGAUGUAACAAUAACAACAUCAGGGCUGUUUAUGCUCUGCAAUAUGUCAAAUAUUAAUGUCAGAAGUUCACACUGUGGAGGAGCCCAGAGACAAAUAAUCUGAUAUUUACCUUGAGCCUUGCAUGGAGUCCAGCCUUACCGGGUCACAGGCUUCAUACAAAACUGAUGUGCAGCCUUUAACUAAUCCAAACCACCAGUCUGCCAUUUCUGCUCUACUUCCUCAGCCAAAUGUUGUUUUCAGUUUGCUCAUGGCUCUCUAGGGUCACUUCUUUCCCGUAUCCCAAGGCUAAUAUAUGCAACCAAGCAAAACCGUGUAAAUACGUCAUUUCAGUAAGAAUUUAAUUGUUUGACCUUUUGGGAAAUAUACUGAUUUGUUUUGCAAAGACUCUGCCCUAUAGAUAGCAACAUCAUCCCACCUGCACCUCUCAAGCUCACUAAUUAAUAUGUUAUGCUAAUUUAAGUCUCAACUGUUUUUGCAUUUAGGUUUUUGCAGAUUAAAUGGACAAGAUGAUGUUGAUUAGUGAGCUCUGGAGCAGCAGAUCAACAGAUUUUUAUAAUCACAGCAAAGCUUUCUUCUUCCCCUGUUUCCAGCCUUUGUGCCAGACGAAGCUAACCAGCUGCAGGUUGAGACUGGUUUCAAUUUUCUUCUCUAUUUAUCAUCAUAUUCUCCAAAAUGUUGAACUUUUGCUUUAAAAAAAAAAUGAAAUCUUUAGAUGCACAUAUGCAUACAGGAUUUAGUGUUUACAUUGAAAAUCUUCUGAUUAUUUCCUUGAACUUGAUCAUUCGUGUAUUAGAUCUCAACUCAGUGAACCAUCCACUGUUAAUUAAAUCUGUCAGCAAAUGUUAAACAUAUCACAAACCAUUAACUAACAGCCAAAUCCUCCCUACUGCUCAUAUUAGACAUGCAGUGUCACUACAUAUUACUGUUAUACUGAUCUACUCUGCCUGAUGGAGCUUGAAACUGUGUAAAUCAUAUGAAUGGGCUGUUUGUGGGCCACGAAAAGACACAAUACUUAAUUUACACUCUGCACCAUCCAUCCUCCAGACCCUGUUGUCUGCUUACCGGUCCAGAAAGCCAGAGAAAAGCUGUAAUGGGAAGUUGAAGUACUUAUUGUUUGUCCCAACCUCACCCUCCUUGCAGCCCUCAUUUCUCUGAGCACAGAGUAAUUUGUAUUGAUUGUUCUGUGCAAGUCAACACCGAGGCGGUUCAGUGGGACUACCACACAAUCUCAUGUCUCCUCCGCCUCUGAUAGGGAGAGUGGGGGAAGGUAGAAAUGGAGGCACAUAAUCUUCUGAGCCGACCUUAUUUGCCGCGGUGCCCUAAUGUUACCAGACUCUUCUAAUGAGAAAUCUACAGUUGAUGUGCACCUUCAAAUUGGAGACAUAAUAAUCUAUUAAGUUAACUACUGAGGAGAUGGACCACAGACAGCGAUUGGUGCUGUAGACGUUCUUGGAAACACCUCAGGCUACUCGAGAAAAUCCGUCUUCCCUGCAGACUCCAGCAUGGCCAGCAGAGAGGCAGGAUAUUGGGUGAAAACUGUCUGUGGGUUUAGAUUUUGCUCCACAGGGGUCUCAGUGUCCGUGUCGUCCAUCUGCUGUUAUGUCUGUCUUGUCUCUUCCUCUGUCAAGUCUGUCCUGUUUUUAUGUUCUCUCUGUGUGCUUGCUUGUUAAGUGUUUUUGUAUGUUUUUGUGUGUGAGCGUGAAAGCCAGAAAGGACAAAUUUGUCUCAUCAAGUGUGUUGUUUUUGCAGUUAUGUGUCAGUUCGUCCUCCUGUCUGGUUCGUCUUUCUGUGGCGUCUGCUUGGAUGAAAGUAACCACAAGCUUAUCCAGCUCAAUCCUGACGGCUCGCGUUUAUUUCUCGUAGGAGCACACUUCACGAGGCAUCAACACAGCCAUGCUACCUCCUGCCGACACUUUCACCUGGGAGCUCCCCAGGCGCCCAUAUCAGCCGAGUUCCCUCUGGGACACGGCAGCCAGCCGCCACAGACAGGCCUGGCCACCCACCUGCCCCCCGCACACCAUCCGCCCCUCACUGCCCUGCCUGCACCCCCUCAGUUCCAGGAUGUGCCGGGGCCUUCAUUCCUACCUCAGGCCUUACACCAGCAAUACCUCAUCCAACAGCAGCUCCUUGAAGCGCAGCAUCGCAGGAUUCUCCCACACUCCAGAAGAACCCAGGAGCGUAUCCCCCUGAACCCUCACCGACUGCGUUCCGGCUUUGAGUACUCCCCUCCCCUCCAUGUUCCCCAGCCAAUGACACAGCAGCCUCGGUACCUGGCCGAAGGCACCGACUGGGAUCUCAGCGUUGAUGCUGGCCUCCCUCACCAUCAGUACCAGCUCCAGCAGCUGCCGCAGCACUAUCAGCAUUACCUGGCCUCCCCUCGAAUGCACCACUUCCCCAGGAACACAUCCUCUGCACAAGUGGUUGUGCAUGAAAUCAGAAACUACCCUUACCCCCAGCUACAUCUGUUGGCCCUGCAAAGUCUGAAUCCGUCGAGGCAUGCCACUGCUGUGCGGGAAAGUUACGAGGAGUUGUUGCAGUUGGAGGACCGACUGGGGAGCGUCAACAGAGGAGCUGUUCAGACAACUAUAGAGAGAUUCACCUUUCCACACAAAUACAAGAAGAGAAAGCCCCUACAGCUGAAGAUUGGGGAGGAGGAGGAAACAGAUGUGGAUGAGAAAUGUACUAUCUGUCUGUCCAUGUUGGAGGACGGAGAGGACGUCAGGAGAUUACCCUGCAUGCACCUCUUCCACCAGGGCUGCGUGGACCAAUGGCUGGCCACCAGCAGGAAGUGUCCAAUCUGUCGGGUUGACAUCGAAACACAGCUGAACCCUGACUGCUGAUGGGCUUCGACUAACCCUCGUGAUUCGAUCACCCCCGUGUGGUUCCUGCUUCUUCUUCCACCCCGGCCUGCCGGCCCUCCCUCCCCCCCACCUCCGUUCGGUGCUUUGCCAAAUGUCUCCAGACUUCAUGUGACAUCACUACCCUUCUGACUCACGCUUUACUGAGCCAAGCCAGGAUAACUAACUGCACGAGAGGCCGCGACGGACUCUCUUUAUAUAGAAGCACAUCCCUCUGGAAGCAAAAGACACGCAAAAACACACACAUACUCAUGUACACAGGGUUUACUUGUAGCUUGCUGGUCGUAAGUGGGGUGUUGUCGCUGUUGUGGUGUCGUACUGUAGGUAGCCCUGGGCUGUGUAGCAUGUUCUCAAAGCCAUGACUUAAUGUCCUGAGAGUGGAAAACACAUAACCCCACACUGAGCUGGCUACUUCUCUCUCUUUUCUCUCUCUCUUUCUAUACAUAUAUAUAAAUACAUAUAUAUUUCUCUCUUUUCAAACACAGUCAAAAUGAAUAUUCUGCCACACAAGGAAGCUUAACAGAAACUAAAUGCUCUGAUGCCAUGUUUACCUAAAGAUCAUUUGUGGUCGUAGUAGAGUAGCAGUAACCAACAAGUGAUAUCUGGUGCACUGUCGCCUUCUCGGGGCCAAGCGCCAGCUAGCUGAGUGUUUUACUUCUAUCAUGCAGCUUUGACAUUUUGCAAUACAGUUGUACAUUUACUUUGGGUUGGUGUCAUGUGAGAUGGUGUCAUGUGAGUAGGUCUCUUUCACUGCCGUACAAACCGAAGCCAGUGAUCGAGUUGUUUUUGUGUUUUAAAUUUAAAAAGGUAACAAAAAAAAAGGUAGAAAGUGUUUUACCAAAAUGCAUUUUGUCACUGUAGCUUGAAUCUGCACACAGGUUUCAAAUGCGUGUGUGUGUGUCUGUGUGUCAGCUCUGUCCUGCUGUGUGAGACUUAAAGAAUGUAUCUAACAAAUGUGUGUUAGAGUGACUGAGUGCGUUUCAAGGGUUAGAGGCGACACCAAGUCUUUAACUCACUGUAGGUUAAUAGCAUGGCCACUGGAGUGCUUAUACAACACAAAGCCAAAAAAGGGAUGAAAAAAGAAUUCUAUCAUGCACUGCAGAGCGAGGUAGGAGGAUUUAGCUGCCCUUGUACCUGCAUUUCAUCUGGCGCGGGGCCAGUGGCAGAACAGUGUGUGCUAAAAAUGCAUGUUUCAUUGUGGACUUGGGCUGUUUGCUUUGGUAGCGUUACUUCAAUUUAAAACGGUACAGAGACGCCUGUGCAUGACUUAGUUAAUCUGAGCUGUGACUAUCUUCUCAACACUAACAAACAAACAAAAAAAAAAGUCAGUCAGUGGUUGCUCCCCUGACUCGUAGCGUGUGUUCAUCCUGUCCCCUUCGGUGGCGACGAUGGGAUCCUCUUUUUGAUGUUUACCUUAUUGCCUAAAGAACAAGCACAUGUGACAAUAGUUAUAGCAACAAAAAGUUUUUUUUCUUCGGUAUUGCAUUUGGUUUAUAUUUAGGUAUAGAUUCAUGCAGUGUUUCAGCUGGGAGAGGAGCUUGCGUAUUGAUCUUGUGUAUUUCGUGUGACAGAACUCCCCUCGUGGUUGCUAUGCUGGUUGCUAUGCUGUAUUGCUAGAACAUGUAGAACGUGGUGCGACGGAGGCAGCCUCCCUCUCACAGUGCACACAGACGCGAGACGACACGACAGCAGGGAAACAGUCAGGCUGUUAAAACAAGUCGACUGCUUCACUCACUCACUCUCUACCACUUCUUUUUUUCCCCUUUUAUCACCUUUGUGUGGGCUUGUAACUUCAGUUCCACGGAGCUGUGUUGCAGGAUGCCUUUAGGACCCUCAUUGUCCUAUGCACUGUGAUAGUAAAGGAUCAGAUCAGGCCCCGGAGACUCUCUGAGCCUCGAGGGCUGAGGAUCAAUUAACAAGGAUUACUUCUCCCUGUCUUGUGCACUGCCAGUGUUGACACUGCCUCCUCCUGUAGUGGAGUCAUCUGUGAUGAAGCUUUCAUAGUUUACACAGGGUGUUGUCAGUUGAGAUGCCUUAAGUAUUUAACAAUCAUAAUUUAUUACUAACUGUAGAUAUUGUGGGUAUGUAUUUAAUUUUAUAUAGUUUUUUUUGAGGGAGGGGCAACUGAAUCAUAAUUUAUUUAUUUAGAAAUAACACAAAAACGCUAUGAAAAAAACUAUUACCUCAUUUUUGCAUUGUUUUAAAUGGGAAUGCUUUGCAUGCAGUUGUACUUUUUGGAACACUAAAAGUAAAAAAAAAAAAAAUAAUAAUAAUAAUUUAGCCCUGCUGUUUGAUCUCCACAAGCUGGCUGUGCGAUGUUUACUGUCCAAGGCUGAGCUACUGAGCCCGCUCUCCGUCUCUUUCUCUCUCUGUCUUUCUCUGUAUCUCUCUAUCUUUCUCUCUCUCUCAUGUGGUGCUGUGGAUCUUGGUUACAUUCCAUUCAAUGCAAUUUCUCUGAUCCCCCAUGCUGUGAUGUAGUGGACAAACUGCAGUUGAAGUGAAUAGGUUUUAGUUUGUGACUUCUUUCUCUCCUUUUUUGUUGUUUUGCACUCACUUGUUUAACUAUGGGAACCCUCUCACUGGCAAAAAAAGUUUAGUUGUUUAGAUGAUUUAAACUAACUGGCUUUUGUUUUUUAGUUUUUUUUUGUAAUGCUCUGCUUCUCACAAUGCACUAUGGGUCUUAAUGAAGCAUGUUCCUUCGCUUUAACUCUUUUGUAUCUCUCUUUAAUUUUCAUCUCUCUGGUGUUUCUCUUCAGUUCCUUUUUCCAAAGUAGUGUGUAGAGUUAAGCAUAACAAGUGCCUCGCUUUAAGUGUUAGGAGAUAUUUCCAUAUUACUGAAACCAUGAACAACAAUCAAUCCAUGAAGCCACCAUGCCUUAUUGGUUGCAUAAUUAUAGAAAUGAACGGGGGAAUGAAGGAGAGAAGACAACAUUUGACAGGAGUCUACAAAAAGCCAUUUUACUCUAAAGUUCAAACUGUCCAAACUAACUGCUGGUUUGAAGCAUUACAUGUAGUGGAAAUAGUUCCGACUAUAAAGAGGCAUGCUUCACUGUGGGCUUUCCAAAUACUACAGUAGUCUUUCUUCAGUUCACUCCUCUGUUCUGUUCUCCUUCUCCUGUUCUUUCCAUUUGUUAAAUUUUUAGCGUCCGUCCCUCCCCUCCCAGUCUAUCCUCUGUUUCCUUUCACAGUCUAGAAAGGAAGGCAAGGACUUUAAAGCACAACCUUUUCUAAAAAUGCAUGUUUUCUCAGGUUUCAAUAUAGUCUCAAUGGUUUAAUAGUAUAUGGUGAAAAUAUAUACAAAGAAUAUAACUGAAAAAAAUAUUAAUUUUGUUGCUGCUUGAAUCUGAAAAACAAAACUGAAGAGAAAAUAUCCCAAAAAGUGCCAGUGAAAGGGCUGCCGCCAUCCUUGUAUGAAAAUCUGCUGUUUAGCUGUGACUGCGCAAUGUUUUUCAAUAUAGGAUAUUUUAUCUGAAAAUAGAACUAUUUAUCAUUAAUAUUAAAGCAAUAGCGCAUUAAUGGUGAUGAGUGUGUUGAUGAAGAAAUGGAUGAGCAUAUUAUGGGUAAAUGUUAGAUUCACAUUUGGUGGAAUUUUGUACUUUAUUUAUUAUUACUACUACUAAUAAUAAUGAUAAUGAUCUCAAAAGUUGCAUUGCUAAACCCAAACUGUUCUGUUUUGUUUUUUAAUUUUAAUUUGAUUUCAUGGCUUGUAUAUUAUCCUUUUAUAUGUGCUCUUUUUGUAAUAAACUGGACAAAAUGGAGAAGAGUUUA
Molecule: messenger RNA, 10343 nt
Organism: Amphiprion ocellaris (clown anemonefish)
Lineage: Eukaryota; Metazoa; Chordata; Actinopteri; Pomacentridae
Gene: ark2ca
Product: arkadia (RNF111) C-terminal like ring finger ubiquitin ligase 2Ca
Exons: 8
Coding region: 5469-6557 (362 amino acids)
Molecular function (GO): zinc ion binding; ubiquitin protein ligase activity
Source: RefSeq, a predicted model, not a curated record